Dentiscutata erythropus is the source of this 469-nucleotide messenger RNA. The record is from the annotation of a GenBank genome assembly. Lineage: Eukaryota; Fungi; Glomeromycota; Glomeromycetes; Diversisporales; Gigasporaceae.
UUGGCUUCAAACUUGAUAUUCAUCGUGUUGGACAAAUUUGCGGUGAUUCAGUUAAUGGUGUUUGGAAUACUCAAGAACAUAUUCCACUUAUGAUAAAAGGUGCUCAAUUUAUGAAAGUUAUGCCAAAUUCAUAUUCUUCAAAUGUCGAUUGGAUUCCUGUUGACUUUGCAUCACAAAGUAUCGUUGAUAUUUCUUUGAAUGCACCACUUAAUGAUGUUAAGCAAGUUCGAGUUAAUCAUAUACUUAAUCCGAAACGAAUAACAUGGAACGGAUUUUUAAACUCUUUACAACAAAGCGGAAUAAACUUCAAAAUUAUUUCUAAUAAAGAAUGGUUAGAUAUAUUAUUAAAAACUCCUGAAUAUCAAGAUGUGAGUAAGAAUCCAAUAGCUGCAUUAUCGGGAUUCUUUGAGAGAUCCAUUAAUGAAUCAUUAGGUAAUCAACAACCUAAUCAUAUUUUUGAAACUCAAAA